Eruca vesicaria subsp. sativa (arugula) is the source of this 2022-nucleotide messenger RNA. NCBI's taxonomy places the organism in Eukaryota, Viridiplantae, Streptophyta, Magnoliopsida, Brassicales, Brassicaceae. The record is from the annotation of a GenBank genome assembly.
CUAAAUUACCAAAAAGGUCACAAACUUUCUCAAUAAUCACAAAAACACCACUCCUCCUCCUCAACUAUAAAUUCCCCAUCUGAGACUCCCUAGGUUUGCCGAACCAACUACUCUCAAAGAGAACUCAUAGAAAAAGAAAAAAAACAUCUCUCCUCUUCAUUCUAGAAGCAGUUAGAAUAAUAUCUCAAAAAAAAAAAAAUGGCGGUUACAUCUUCUAGAAACAGAUCAAUACGUUCUCCGUCUUCAUCAAGCUUCGCUUCCUCCACAACCUCCACCUUCUCAUCUCGUUCUUUCUUCAACAACCAAAAUCAUCAACAGCAACACCAACACCACAGAUCAGCCUCCCCGACACGUGUCAACCUCUUCACAUCCCCAAAACAAUCGUUCGGUUACUCAAUCGACUCCAGAUCCAUUUCUCCGAACAGAUCCAUCGCCGUUUCAAAGUCCAGCGUCAACAAGAUCCCCGAAUCACGGAGGAGAUGCAUGUGUUCGCCGACGACUCACCCCGGUUCGUUCAGGUGCGCUCUACACAAGAACGUGGCGAAUCCGCACGGGCAAGGGGCGGUUACGUAUCCUCCAACUAAUGGUUUGAAUAUGAGGAGAUCAGCGAUGACGAAUUCUCUGGUGAGGAUCGGUGGUGUUGAAGGUGAGUGGGUGAGGAGAGCGUUGACGACUUUGAUAAGGCCGUCUUCGCAUCAGCUGAAAAGGAGGUGUGCUUAUCAGCCUAGGCUUAGUAGGUUAUCGUCUAUGUCGAAAAGCGAGGAUGUUUGAUUUGGUUUUUGGUCUGUUGGAUUUUGGAUCGGCCACAGGAGGUAUCGUUUCUGGUGGAGCUGUGGCAAAGAAGUCUGGAUCUGAAGCCAGCUGAGACGGAGACCUGAAACGACGUCGUAUUAAGCUUUGUUUGUUUGUGACUAUGAAUUGUACAUAGUGCCUCAUAUGCAAAUGAAAGAGGACUAAGUUUCACUGUCUUGAAAAAAAUAUAUAGAAUCAAAGAACAGUAUUGGAAUCAAAUGGAACAAAGCGACUUGGUUUAUAUUUUGGAUUCCAAUUUCUUCAUCACUGACUUCUCGCAGUUGUUUGUUACGUCAACGUUUACCGUUUUUCGUUGACUCGUUCCGUUUACCGUUAAACCGUCGUCGUGUCUCCCGUGUUCCGUUGUAAUUUCCAGGUAUGCGUUGUUCGUCGUGUGAGUGAGGUAUGUAUCUUUAUUUAAUUCGUAUAUGUUAGUUUAGCUCGUUUUUUGUGAAUGUUUGAUCUGUUUUGUUUUUUAGAGGUUUUCAGGAUUCGCACCAUGUGGGAGAAGAACAUUGCUUAGGGGAACCGUUACAUUCGACUUUGGUUUUUAUGGACUUCGAUAAAAUGAAAUCGGACUGUAAGAAAGAAAGUCAACGUUUGACCUUAUGUUACUUAUGUUAACGAAGGAGAAGUUGAAUAGAGAUUUGGAGCCAAAGUAAUGAAUUUUGUUGGGACGAGUUUUUGAAUCAGAGAUGUAACAUAUGGUAAGGAGAUUCCUCAGUAAUGGCUUGAAAAAUAUAAAAAAUAUUCGAAGGAAUCAAGGACAAAAUCAAUUUAUUACCUAAACAGCUCAAAAAGGGUAAUUCAUUAUGCGAUUGCGGGUGAUUAUGGAAAGUAAAGUAUUUUGGGGAAGUAUUUGAGGAAAGGACAGCUGGCUGAUGAGUGGAGCACGUCACAGCAUGAGUUAAAAGUUCAAAAAACAAAUCGAGCAAAAUAAAAUUACGUUGGGGAAUCAACUAAUAAAAGAGGUAAGAUUGUCAGAAUCAGGGUAUUGGCAGAGACACGUCUUCCUUAUCUCGGAUCUAUUCAAGUUGAGAGUAUCUUUUCUACAUGAUUCAGAGAUCUCCUCCUGAUUAGGUUAAUAAAUAUUGCUUAGCUUUGAUUUGUUGAUUAGAUCGCACUAUGUUUAGAUAUUAAACUGGCAAUUGUUUUAUUAUCUAAUGGGAUUAUACUGAUGUAAACAUAUAUAUCAUUGUCAACAUUGAGAAUUGUUUUGCAAAAGAUAAG